Molecule: messenger RNA, 2301 nt
Organism: Protopterus annectens (West African lungfish)
Lineage: Eukaryota; Metazoa; Chordata; Ceratodontiformes; Protopteridae
Product: zinc-binding protein A33-like
Exons: 6
Coding region: 17-1510 (497 amino acids)
Molecular function (GO): zinc ion binding; protein binding
Source: RefSeq, a predicted model, not a curated record
GCAGACUGCUAAAGGCAUGGGCAUGGCAGCUGGUAAACCAUUACAUGAACUGGCUGAGGAUUUAUUGUGUUCAGUUUGUCUGGAUUUAUUUGAAGAGGCUGUAAUACUGGAAUGUGGACACAGUUUUUGUAAAUCCUGCAUAGAUAAAGCCUGGGACAGUGAGAAAAUGCCCUCCUGUCCUGAAUGCAGAGAGGUAUUCUCAUCUAAAAAGUACACAGUGAACAGGCAGUUAUGCAAAAUUGUAGAGAGCAGUCAGAGGUCACAGCAGUAUGAAAAAGAAGAAAUACUAAAUCAGGAGCAAAAAAGUCAUAACCUACCUGUGUCACACGAGUGCACAGAGCACAAAGAGGCAUUGAAAGUGUUUUGUCAAGACGAUGGAUGUCUUGUAUGUGUCAUGUGUGUGAUAUCAUCUAAACAUAAAGGGCACACAUUCCUACCGAUACCGGAAGCUACCAGCAUGUUUCAGGACAAGAUGAAAAAUACCGUGUCUUCUCUAGAAGUGAAAAUGAAACGUCUCAAAGAGUCUCAAAACAAGCAGGAGGAGAAUAUCUCUGGUAUCAAGGAUGAAGCACAGAGCUUGGAACAACACAUUACAUCAGAAUUUGAUAAGCUGCGACAAUUUCUCCAGGACAAGGAACAACAGCUAAUCCAACAGCUCAAAGAGGAAGCUGCAGGAAUUCUGGGAAAUAUGACAAAAAACUUAGAAAAAAUUGAAGAAAUGAAAGAGGCUAUUCAGAGCUAUAAAUCCAUCAUUGAAUCAACAUUGCAGCAGGAAGACUCUGUACUUUUUCUCAAAGGCAUCACAGAUGAAAUACAACGCAUCAUAAAAGGACUAGAAGAGGAAGAGAUGAAAGAAAAAACAAAGAAUGAGACGAAAGGUGUAUUUAAUGCUGAACUGGUUUCUGGCAGCCUAAGUCUUGGGGUACACAGAGGCCCCCUGCAGUACAGAAUUUGGAAAGAAAUGCUGUCUGUCAUCAACACAGGCCUGUCUCAUCUGACCUUGGACCCUAACACAGCACAUCCUGGGCUCACUCUCUCUAAGGACCUUACCAGUGUGACACAUCGCAGUAUUAAACUACAGCUGUCAGACAACCCUAAAAGAUAUGAUUCACAUCUCUGUGUGCUGGGAUCACAGGGCUUCACAUCAGGAAGGCAUUACUGGGAAGUGGAGGUGGGGUGCAAGACUUUCUGUGAUUUAGGUGUUACCAAAGAGUCCAGCAACAGGAAGGGGAUAGUUGGAAUGGAUCCAAAGGAUGGAUACUGGGUAAUAAAUCCAUUGACCAAGAUCUACUGGUCUCUGGAUUUGUCACACCAGCUUCUUGAUCCAAAUGUGAAACCAGAAAAGAUUGGAGUGUACCUGGACUAUGAGGGAGGUCAGUUGUCAUUUUACAAUGCAGAUAACAUGUCCCACAUCUACACCUUUACUGAUACUUUCACAGAGAGACUUUACCCUUAUUUUUGUAUUGGUUUUUAUUCAGAAUCACUAAAUCUAUUUCAACUAAAACUGUAAUGAUGAUUUGCAGAUACCAAUGUUAAUGGCAAGGAAAUUAUUGAUGUAUCCAAAUGUCUAUAAAAUACAUUUUAGUCACUGUAUAACAAAGUAAAAACAUACCUAUUUCAGAACUUUUAUAAUGGGGUCAAACACAGUAGAAGUAUAUUUAAAAGUGAAAGAUAUUAAUGGAUACAUUAAUUCAUUGCACUGCACUCCACUUGUAAUACAUAAGUCUUAUUUACUCCAGGUGGGAAGGGGGUGCUUAAACAACAUAUUUGCAUGACUCCUAAUAGUAAAUCGCAUUCCCUCCAAGGAAAAGGUUGAACAUUAUAUACAUCAUACAUAGGGAGCUUAUUCCUGCCAAAAAGUCACAUGGUCAAAGUCAUGGUGCUUACUUAAGUCAUACAUAUGGCAAUGUCUGCUUGUGGAGCCAAUUGUUUGGGAAAAGCAUCAUGGUUAGACUUAUAUGAGAGCAUUUACAAGAUGUACAUAAGAAAGGAAGUAAAGACUGAUUGCCAGGACAUACACAGUCACAAAUUUCUACUCAGUACUCACUGGCAGCUUUGGAAAGUUGAAACUGUAGUACUUUACCUAGACAUCAGUUAGAAUUUGCUCUGAAUUUUCUCCAACAUUCUAGACUUUUAGAUUUGAUGAAAAGCUACAACCUCCUGCUUAAUGAACUAUUUGCUAAAUGUUAUUGCUGCAAAAUAUUAUACUUGUUUAUUCAGCUUAAGACGAAUGUCUUAUAACCUCUGUUAACUACGUUUUGAUUAUCAAGAACUUCAUUACCUGUUGCAUCUUAUGAGUAA